This is a messenger RNA of Camelina sativa (false flax), 1080 nucleotides long. RefSeq names its product trihelix transcription factor GT-2-like. The record is from RefSeq and is a predicted model, not a curated record. NCBI's taxonomy places the organism in Eukaryota, Viridiplantae, Streptophyta, Magnoliopsida, Brassicales, Brassicaceae.
AAACCUAUCAGGUGUGGCGUUAAGCCUCCGUCGGAUGAUCGACAUCCUCUUGAUAUUCUCGUCGGAACCCUAGAUAGGCUGCCGGAGAUGGGGUUUGGCUGCUUCGAAGCUCCCUUGGGAUCGAAGAUUGCUGACGUUGGGCAAAGUGGUCAAUUGACUCGUGGGAUUCCAAAGGGUGAUGUUGCUCCUCUUCCCCUCCAUUUGCAGUUUCAAGCUCGCAAUCGCCUCUCUUGGGAUGGUGUCUCUCUCGGCUCCUCUGUUGAUAGCGAUAGUGACUCAUCCCCAGACGUCCGCAAGACCGUCGCGGGCAAAAGAAAGCGGGAAACAAAGGUAAAUCUGGAGCAAUUCUUGGAGAAGUUGGUGGGGAGUAUGAUGAAGCGGCAGGAGAAGAUGCAUAACCAGUUGAUUAAGGUGAUGGAGAAGAUGGAAGGCGAGAGGAUACGCCGCGAGGAAGCUUGGAGGCAACAGGAGAUUGAGAGGAUGCAACAGAAUGAAGAGGCUCGGAAGCAAGAGAUAGCACGCAGCUUGUCUAUCAUCACUUUCAUCAAAAGCGUUAUUGGUGACGAGAUCGAGAUCCCUAAACCCUCCGUGUUCCCGCAGCCACUCCAGCAGAUUCUUCCCGAGCAAUGUGAAGACAAGAAAUGUGUAUCCGCUCGGACACAGAGAGAGAUAAAGUUUAGGUAUUCAAGAGGCGGCAGCAGCAGCGGCAGAAGGUGGCCGCAAGAGGAAGUGCAGGCAUUGAUUAGUACAAGAAGCGAUGUGGAAGACAAGGCGGUGAUGAACAACAAGGGUUCGAUUUGGGAUGAGAUAUCAGCAAGAAUGAAGGAAAGAGGGUACGACAGAUCUGCUAAAAAGUGUAAGGAGAAGUGGGAGAACAUGAACAAGUACUACAGGAGAGUGAUGGAAGGUGGGAGAAAACAGCCUGAGCACAGCAAGACUCGCUCAUACUUUGAGAAACUUGCAGAUUUGUACAAGACCAACUUCUCGGGAGAGAGGGAAGAAUGAGGGUUCGACUGAAAGAUUUUAAAUUAGGUCUUUUUUUUUUCUUGGCACGCAAAACGGAUACGUGUAGAUGAUUUC